Molecule: messenger RNA, 980 nt
Organism: Tripterygium wilfordii
Lineage: Eukaryota; Viridiplantae; Streptophyta; Magnoliopsida; Celastrales; Celastraceae
Product: nascent polypeptide-associated complex subunit alpha-like protein 2
Exons: 4
Coding region: 95-757 (220 amino acids)
Biological process (GO): protein targeting to membrane
Cellular component (GO): cytoplasm; nascent polypeptide-associated complex
Source: RefSeq, a predicted model, not a curated record
AGUGCUACCCUUAUCAGCAGUUCAGCACUGCCGCUCUUAAUCCUCAGCUUCUCUUUCUUGUGAAGCAGCGCUAACGGAGAAAGAGAGAGGAGGAAUGUCACCAGGUCCCGUUAUUGAGGCCACCGAGCCGGAGAUAGAGCAGACACCCUCCACUGAAGAGUCCCUGAAGAAGCCUCGGCCGGAUGAGCCCGUGGUCGAGGACGUAAAGGACGACGAGAAGGACGAAGACGACGAUGACGAUGACGAUGACGAUGACGAGGACGAGAAGGAAGAUGGCACUCAAGGAGCAAAUGAGAGCUCAAAGCAAAGCAGAAGUGAGAAGAAAAGUCGCAAGGCAAUGUUGAAGCUGGGCAUGAAACCUGUUACUGGUGUUACCAGGGUUACCAUCAAGAGGACUAAAAAUAUACUGUUUUUCAUUUCAAAACCUGAUGUCUUCAAGAGUCCGAAUGCUGAGACAUAUGUCAUAUUUGGGGAGGCUAAGAUGGAGGACUUGAGUUCUCAGCUGCAGGCACAAGCUGCCCAGCAAUUCAGGAUGCCAGAUAUGGGAUCCCUGAUGGGAAAACCAGAGGUUGCUGCUGCUGCUGGUCUUGGAGCGACGGGGGAUGAGGAAGAGGAAGAAAUCGAUGACACUGGUGUAGAGCCAAGGGACAUUGAUUUGGUGAUGACACAGGCAGGUGUGUCAAGGAACAAAGCCGUCAAAGCUCUCAAGGCUAGCAAUGGGGACAUUGUCAGUGCUAUCAUGGAGCUUACUACUUAGAUGGUUUGUAUGGUCUGCCAUUUAUACUUAGAUGGUUUGGAUGGUCUGCCAUUUUGUUGAUGAAUUUAAUUGAUGUCAGAAUUUAGUUUCCACAAUCUUGCUGGCUCACCUCUAUGAGGUGGCUAACUAAACCUUUUUUGUUUUUAAAAAAAAUCUAAUAUCUAAUUUAUGACAAUAUUGUCUUGCGAGGAUGACAAGUUAUUCAUGUCAGGUAUUUCCAUUU